Messenger RNA from Triticum urartu, 2570 nucleotides. Its product is annotated as DEAD-box ATP-dependent RNA helicase 27-like. The record is from RefSeq and is a predicted model, not a curated record. Gene Ontology annotation, molecular function: RNA helicase activity; ATP binding; nucleic acid binding. Lineage: Eukaryota; Viridiplantae; Streptophyta; Magnoliopsida; Poales; Poaceae.
UAAUCGGUUCCCUCAAAACCUAACGAGAUUGUCGGUUCGCCGGUAAACACAAAGUCUUCCGGCGGCUGCACUGAAUUGAUCGAUCGCCGUCGCCCGUCCGACGGCCGCCAACUGCUCGAAGCCUUGGACAUGGUCAAAUCCUUGCUCCGCCCCUCCAUGGAGGAAGAGGAAGAAAAGGAGGAGAAUGUGAUGGAGGGGAUGCGGAAGCGGAAGCGGGAGGAGAAGGGGAUGGAUGGGAUGGAGGAGGGGGGAAAGAAAGAGCAGAAGGGCAAGGGAGGUGGGAUUCUCACAAACGAGCUUUUCUCGGAGCUCUUCGUAUCCGAGCUCACUGCCAAGGCCAUCAGAGAGAUGAACUACACCCACCUCACCCAGAUUCAAGCUAGAUCCAUACCUCAUUUGAUGGUAGGAGAUGAUGUGCUGGGUUCAGCCAGGACUGGCUCAGGGAAGACACUCGCUUUCCUUAUACCCGUGAUCGAACUGCUACACAAUGCGCGCUUCACGCCGAGGAACGGAACUGUAGUUAUUGUGGUCUGCCCAACAAGGGAGCUUGCUAUCCAGACACACGAUGUUGCCAAGAAAUUAAUGAAGUAUCACUCUCAAACUCUUGGAUAUGUAAUUGGUGGCACUAACAUGAGAAGUGAGGCAAACCAGCUUGUGAAAGGGGUCAAUCUAUUAGUUGCAACGCCAGGCAGGCUUCUGGACCAUCUGAAAAGUACCGGUGGUUUCAACUACAAAGGGCUAAAGUGCCUUAUAAUUGAUGAAGCUGAUCGCAUACUUGAGCAAAAUUUUGAGGAGGACAUGAAACAAAUAUUUAAGCUCCUCCCUCAGAAUAAGCAAACUGUUCUCUUUUCUGCCACACAGACUCAAAGGGUUGAAGAUUUUGCAAAUUUUACGUUUGGGAAAAAGGAAGAAAGACAACGAAAGCUUGUUUAUGUUGGAGUAGAUGACUCUGAAUUAAAGCCUACCGUUGACGGCUUGCAGCAGGGCUACUGUGUCAUUCCUAGCGAGAAAAGGUUUCUGGUUCUGUAUACUUUCCUAAGAAAGAUGCAGGUUAUGAAGCAGAAGGUGAAGGUCAUGGUGUUCUUUUCAUCGUGUAGCUCAGUCAAAUUCCAUGCAGAAUUUCUAAAUUUCAUUGGGAUAGAGUGUCACGAGAUCCACGGGCAACUGAAGCAGCAGAAACGCACUACUACAUUCUUCCAAUUUUCGAAAGAGGAAAGCGGUAUCUUAUUGUGCACAAACGUGGCAGCACGUGGGCUUGAUAUUCCUAAUGUGGACUACAUUGUGCAAUAUGAUCCUCCAGAUGACCCAAAGGACUACAUUCACAGAGUCGGUCGUACUGCCCGAGGUGAUAAAGGCCAAGGACGCGCAUUUUUGUUCUUACUACCAGAAGAACUGAAGUUGCUUAUUUACCUGCACGCGUCCAAUAUUUCUCUGACUGAAUACGAGUUCAGUGAAAAGCAUGUUCCAAAAUCGCAAUCCAAACUUGAGAAAAUUGUUGCUGGGAAUUACUUCCUAAACCAGUCAGCGAAGAAAGCCUACAGGUCCUACCUUUUGGCAUACAACUCACACUCUAUGAAGGACAUCUUUGAUGUCCAUCAACUUGAUCUCAAGAAAGUUGCGGCAUCUUUCUGUUUUAAUAGCCCUCCUAAAGUGAAUCUGAACCUGGAGAGUAGUGCAUCGAGACACCGAAAGAUGAGGAAAGUGGACGGCAGAAAGAGGCAUGGACUUAGCCCUUCAAACCCCUAUGGAAGGAGAGGCGGUUGUGAUCACAUGGAUGUUGCAAGAUUCUAGGAAGGAUAUAUCAGGGGGUUAAGAUCGGAGAUGCUGGAAGUCACCAUCUUUGAUUCUUCUUUUUUGGUAGAUCUCUAAAUAUUAUGUUUGGAUGUCAUGUAUGUUGUGUUGUUUCAGAAAGAAAAAACUGAAGAGUGGUUUAUGCCCUUUGCCCUUUGGAUUCUUAAAACAAGUGUAGUUAUUACAUUUUUUGGGGGUACAUUGGUGUCUGUUCUAUGACUGGUGAAUUGUCCGCGUGUUGCAACGGGUUCCACUCAAUAGAUUGAUAUCGCGACGAAGGACUUGCAAACUGAAUUCUAAUUUGAUAUCACGACAGUUGGGGUCGCUGGCGGCCUGGUUUCGAUAGUCCCGGCGGUGGCGAAGAAAAGCCCAUGAACGCUGGUGAGAACUCCUCUGGAAGCGGGUGGGGAGGGGGGUUGUGUGGACGCGGCAAUGGAAGAUGAAGUUUAUACAGGGCUGAAAGCAUGCCAAUAUAACAGAUAACGUGAUGUGGAUAUAACCUGGAAUGCCUCAGCCACAUCUGCUGUUUGUAAACUUAAUCUUCUGUUAUAUCGAGUUCAUAAACCAGCUCCUCAUACUCCCCUUUAGCUUGAGCCGUUUCUAUUCAACUCGCCAAAACAAGCUGGUCUCCCUGGCGAAACACAACCGGAGAUUCAUGAGUACUACCUCCGUUUCUAAGUAAGAUAUCUGACCACUAGGCACCUUCCUCGCCCCUUGUAUCCUCGGCUUGAACCACUUGUCUAUAGUUACCUGAAGGUGGAGGUGGCCUUGCAGCUGGA